CAGCGAGUUAACCAUACAUUUUCCGGGCCGCCUUUUCGACGAUAUUUUUUCGGAGCCAAAACUCGAUUUUUAUCAGUCUUCUACGGGAACGGUUUUUUUCGCGCUCUAAACAAACCAUCGGCGUAAUAUCGUGUCCAAUCUCAUACUUGGUGCCGUUUAUCUUCUCCUGUUGUAGUAGUGAUCAGUCGCGCUCACACACACGCUCACUCGCAACACUCGCGCGCCCUUGCAAACAUCCACAUCCGACUGUACUACGAUGGCAGCGAAUUCCGAUACAUUUGUAACCAGCAGCAGCAACAACAAGAGUUUCGCAGGGGAGACGUCCGAACAAAAGAUCCCGAUGAAGGAUGAGUCAUUCAGGAAGUUACGCGAGACAUUUGUCAUCCAAAGCAAAAUCGGUGCCGGCACGUUCAGCAAGGUGUAUCUAGCCUACGCGAGGGGUGACCCCGAGAAGAAGCGGUUUGCUAUCAAGCACAUCAAGCAAACGACACACCCGGAGAAGUUGCGCCGCGAAAUUUUUUGUCUACUGAAGAUCGGGGGACAAGAUAAUGUAAUGGGAUUAGUAACCUCAUUACGAAUUGGAAGUUCUGUUUGCUUGGUAAUGCCUUAUAUCAAGCAUGACCACCCAUUGACUUAUCUAUGCUCAAUGGAUGCUAAUGAGAUGCGAUUUUACAUUAAAAACCUGUUAAUUGCAUUGAAAAGGAUACAUUCUUUCAAUAUUGUUCACAGGGAUGUGAAACCAAGCAAUUUUUUGUAUAACCGUUCAACUUCAACUUUUAUGCUCACUGAUUUUGGACUUGCUCAUCCUAACAUUAAUCCUACUAGACGUAUGGAAAUAAAAAGUCUGCCUGAUAAUAAGUCUGAUACGUCCUCUUACAAACAAAAAAGUUCAAGCUGUGGUCUCAAUGUUAACCACAAAAGAUCUAGUUCAGUAGGAACCAUACGAUUAAGUUCAUAUCAAAAACGUAUCCUUCAAAACAUAGCAGAUGACACCAACUCUUUACCUCAUGGAUGUAAUUUAAGGAAAAGAACUAAGCUAAUGAUGCCUAAAGAACCAUUACUAAAGGAGAAUUCACCCAUAAAAAAACAAUUAGAUGUUCCUAAGAAUAAUAAUCCUAGUAAUCCAAAUGCCAUGAAUAGUUUAUUCCAUGAGAAAAAUAGUUUUGCUGUUCCUAAAGUGCAACGUCUUACAUGUGAUUGUGUUGGAAAAUUAAAAGUUUGUAAUAUUUGUAUAAAAAGACCAGAAAUGAAAGCUCCUCGAGCAGGAACACCAGGUUUUCGUGCUCCUGAAGUCCUUUUAAAAUACAAAUAUCAAAAUACUGCUCUUGAUAUCUGGUCAGUUGGAGUCAUUAUGUUGGAAGCUAUGAGUCGCUGUUACCCUUUCUUUAGUGCAGAGAAUGAUUCUACAUGUUUAGCUGAAAUGAUAACCGUUUUUGGAGAUAGGGCUAUUAAAAAUUUAGCCAAAAUGUUAGGUCGCAAUGUUAUUUGCGAAGUUCAAAAACCUCCUCUUGAUCUUCGGGCAAUUUGUCGUCUUUUAUGCCACCGAUCAAGUGUACAGACCCUAAAUCCAACAGCUGUUUCUUCAAGUGAUGGUUUGGAAACCUGUAAUUUUUGUAUGAAACCAAUACAACUAUCUGGCUGUGAAGUUUUUUCUGAUAGUUGUAGCUGUUACUUAAACGUUGCUGAUGAUUUUCCUUAUCCUGCAUAUGAUCUCUUAAAAAAAUUGUUAUGUUUGAAUCCAGUGACUCGAAUAACUGCAGAUAUUGCACUGAAACAUCCAUUCUUUAAAAUGAAUGAAAAAAAAAUUUAAACAAACAAUUUAUGGUUUCAAUUCUGUUGUUUAUUUAUUAAAUUUAAAUUUUUAGUUGCACUUUUGGCAAAAUGUAAAAUUAUUCAACUUAACAAUAAAAAAAUCCAUUAUUAAAUUAGAUCAUAUGAACAAAUUUAAAAAAAAAUUGAAUUUAUGUUGUGUAGUUAUUGUUUUUUAUUAAUAUCCAAUUUUUUAUAUCAAAUUGUAUUAAAAUUUAAUCUUAACAAAUUUUGAACGAGGUAUGUAUAGUUUUUAUAAUGUAUUUAUAUUUGUGUUUAAUGGUAAGUAUUAGAUUUAAAAAAAAACCUAGUCACACUUUAUUUAGUAAUCAAAAAUUUGAUUUAUACAAAUAUAAUCUAAGCUUUUUUAUUGUAUAAAUUAACAUUCAACAAUUUACAUAAAAUAUUGUUAAUUUAUUGAAGCAAUGUAUUUUUAUUCUAACUAAAAUUUAAAUUGACUUGUUUACAUAUUUUGGUAAUCUAGAUAAAAAAAAUAUAUUGCCAAUAUAUGAUAAAUUUCUUCAGAUAGUUUUAACUCAAGCUAGGAUUUAUAUUCAAUAUACAAUAGUAAGAUAAUAUGCAUUCCAGUUAGUUAAAUUACAAUAAAAUAUUCUAUAAUAAUAUAUUAAGAUAUAGAAUGAAUUUACUAAUAUUUUCCAAACUCAUACAGUGAAAUUAUCUUAUAAUUUCAUGGCAAAUUGAAAUUAAAUAAAGUUACUUUUUAUCUAGUCUAAAUUAUUUUUGUUACUCAAACCCACAGCAUUUAUAGAUGUUUAUGUUUUCCUUUUGGGAAAUACAAUAUCUGAUUUUAUAUGACGUGAUCAUGGCCUUUUACACCACUUUCUUUUAAAUAAACAAUAAUUAAUAAAUAAUUUAUGUUUAAAAUAUGUUAUAAUAUAUGUAACACUUGAAUUAUGCAAAGUAAAAAUAGAUUAUGUACAUCAAUAUAAAUUGAUUUGUGGAUAUAACUGAUCAAAUUGUUAUGAUCACUACAUAAUGCAUAUAAAUCCUAGCUCUAGUUGUAAUCAAUAAGUAUUUUAUUAUUAUAUACAUGUUAUUAUUUUUUUUAAGACCAUUGAAGCAAAGAAUUUGAUCAUAUUUUCAAAUUACAGUUUGUUAAAAGUUCAAUUAUUAAAAUGUUUUAAAUCAAUAAGAUGAUUGUUUUUUUAAUAUUUUAUAAUCAAAAUUAAGAUUACAAGUUUACAUUUGUGGAGCACAUUACAAGAUAGAUAAAUUAUUUUUAUUGUUAAAAUUUACUAUUAUUUUUUUUUAUUGUAUUGUGUUUAUGCUUACCUAAGUAAAAUAUUUGUUAUUGAAUAGCUGUACACUCACUCAAGCAUAGUUAAUUGUAUCAAGCUAUGAUAUGGUUAGAAACAUUGAAUGUUUUGCUUGUAUUAGGCCGUUAAGUAAUGCUACAUUUGUAUAUUUUUGUGUGUUGUUCUAUACUCUAAAAUUUUCUAGUCCACUACAUUACUUAGUAUAUCGUAUAUGUAAUGAAAAUUGUAUUUAUUAAGUUCAGGGUUGUAACAUGUUAAAAACAAACAUACUUUUGUUGUAAACACUUGUGCCAGCCACGAAUGGAAAUCAAUUGAACUGAUUUUUUUCAUUUUUUUAUUUAUUAUCGUAUGUAUUUGUAAAGUUGUAAUAAUAUUUAUUGAACCUUUUGAUAAGUAGCACAUACUGUAUAUUACAGCCAUUAUGUGGGAUUUGUAACUAUGAUAAGGGUAAAAAUUAAAAGACUGUUCAAUUUAAA
Messenger RNA from Metopolophium dirhodum (rose-grain aphid), 3562 nucleotides. RefSeq names its product cell division cycle 7-related protein kinase-like. The transcript has 9 exons. Gene Ontology annotation, molecular function: ATP binding; protein serine/threonine kinase activity. The coding region runs from base 257 to 1810 and encodes 517 amino acids. NCBI's taxonomy places the organism in Eukaryota, Metazoa, Arthropoda, Insecta, Hemiptera, Aphididae. Gene Ontology annotation, biological process: protein phosphorylation; mitotic DNA damage checkpoint signaling. Gene Ontology annotation, cellular component: nucleus. The record is from RefSeq and is a predicted model, not a curated record.